CGUGCAUUUCAUUUGAUACACAUAUUUUGUUCCCAAAAACUAGUCUAACUAGUCUAAAUACUCCAAAACUAUGGAUGCUACAGAGUACGAGAAGUUAAGCAGAUUGAUGGAAAUCGAGCAGCAGAGGAAGCGGCCAUGUGUCAUCUAUACCACAAAUGAGGAUGAGCUUAAACUCGAUUAUCAAGAUGAGGAAUCAACGACGACUCCGUCCACACCGGUUCAGGAGCGGGAUCAAUGGAGCAAGGGUGUUGAGUUUCUUUUUUCCUGCAUAGCUCUGUCCGUGGGUUUGGGCAACGUUUGGCGAUUUCCCUUUAUUGCUCUGGAGAAUGGAGGUGGCGCUUUUCUUAUACCCUAUGUGAUUGUCCUUUUGCUGAUUGGACGACCUGUUUACUAUCUGGAAGUGAUUGUUGGACAGUUCUCAAGUCGUGGCUGCAUAAAGGCUUUUGACCUAGCUCCCAUUAUGAAGGGCAUAGCCUAUGGUCAGGUGUAUUCCACUGCAUUGGCCACCACUUACUAUGCCUGCAUUAUGGCUCUGACUAUACGCUAUUUGCUAGCCUCUUUUAGCGAGGUUCUACCCUGGACUUAUUGCCUAAUCGAAUGGGGCAGUCAGUGUGUGGCAACUGGAGCAUCGGGUAAUGGCACUGACCUUAAGCAUGGAGUCUCUUCAGCAGAAUUGUAUUUCACACAAACUGUGUUGAGGGAGCCUCUGGAUUUAGAGGAUGGUUUAGGUUCACCCAGCUGGGAUUUAGUUUUGUGUCUAAUGGUCACUUGGAUAAUCAUAGCCACUACCCUAAUCAAGGGAAUACGCAGCUCUGGCAAGGCUUCCUAUUUCUUGGCCCUUUUUCCCUACGUCAUUAUGCUGAUUCUGCUCGUACGUGCCGUGACUCUGCCUGGUGCCUGGCAAGGCAUUUCUUACUUCCUCAAGCCCCAGUGGUCGCAGUUGCUCAAUCCGCAUGUCUGGUAUGCAGCCAUCACUCAAAUGUUUUUCUCACUGGCCAUUUGCUUCGGGACUCUAGUGAUGUAUGCCUCGUUCAAUGAUUUCCACAAGAAUGUGCACAAAGAUGUUAUUAUUAUCACAACAAUCGAUUCGUUUACCUCUCUAUUGGCUGGCUGCAUUAUCUUUGGCAUUCUCGGCAAUCUUGCCCAUGAGACAAACACUACGGAUAUCUCUCAAGUGGUCAAGGGUGGCGCCGGAUUGGCGUUUAUCUCGUAUCCGGAGGCCAUUGCCAAGUUUAAGUUUCUGCCCCAAAUGUUUGCAGUACUGUUCUUUUUCAUGUUGUUGGUAUUGGGCAUUGGUAGCAACAUUGGAAUGGCGUCAUGUGUGAUAAAUGCAACCAAAGAUCGUUUUACCCAAUUACCUCAUUGGUUAUUGGCCAUCGGUUUCUCAGUGUUGGGAUUCCUAUGCGGCUUGGUCUACAUGACACCGGGUGGACAAUUCGUAUUGAAUCUGGUGGACUUCUAUGGCUGCACCUUCAUUGCCUUGGUCCUGGCUAUUGCCGAACUUUUGGCCUUCGGCUGGAUUUAUGGAGUGAAACGAAUUUGCAGCGAUAUUGAGUUCAUGCUGAAUGUGAAGACAAGUUUCUAUUGGCGCAUCUGUUGGGCUAUUGUGGCGCCGGGUCUGAUGUUCUUGGUGCUCGUUUACAUGCUGGUCAGCUACGAGCCAUUAACCUAUAGAGGAACCCUCUAUCCAUCGGCAGCAUAUGUGGCAGGUUGGGCAAUCUGGGGCGUGGGUGUGGCCCAAUUGCCCUUGUGGGCCAUCUAUACCAUUUACCAACAACCGGCGGAUACAUUCAGCAAGAAACUGAAACUGGCCAUUCAACCAACUACCGACUGGGGUCCACGUCAGCCGCAGCUAUUUGAGGCCUAUAUUCUUCAUCGCAAACAGCAAUCGGAGGUCCAGCCGAAAUCUGGAAGUUUCUUUUUUAAUAAUAUCUUUGGUUAGUUCAAGGGUUUUAGUAAUUUGCUGUUACUUACUCAGUAAGUGUCCAACGCUUAGAAAUUUAUUUUGCUUUAAUGCAAAUUAAGCUUUAAUUUUGACAAA
Drosophila willistoni is the source of this 2041-nucleotide messenger RNA. RefSeq names its product sodium-dependent nutrient amino acid transporter 1. Bases 71 to 1942 code for a protein of 623 amino acids. The transcript is spliced from 6 exons. NCBI's taxonomy places the organism in Eukaryota, Metazoa, Arthropoda, Insecta, Diptera, Drosophilidae. Gene Ontology annotation, molecular function: L-amino acid transmembrane transporter activity. The record is from RefSeq and is a predicted model, not a curated record. Gene Ontology annotation, biological process: sodium ion transmembrane transport. Gene Ontology annotation, cellular component: membrane.